Mangifera indica (mango) is the source of this 1043-nucleotide messenger RNA. RefSeq names its product acid phosphatase 1-like. Gene Ontology annotation, molecular function: acid phosphatase activity. The record is from RefSeq and is a predicted model, not a curated record. The transcript is spliced from 3 exons. Lineage: Eukaryota; Viridiplantae; Streptophyta; Magnoliopsida; Sapindales; Anacardiaceae. Bases 127 to 921 code for a protein of 264 amino acids.
AAUAAAAAAACACGUUCCACAUGGUUUAAAGUAAAAAAAAAAAAACCCAUUUCCCAUCCGAGUCUGAAUCUAAACAGUAGCCAGUAAAAUCAAAGGAAAGGGGAAAAGCUAGAAGGCCUUCCCCACAUGGAUUCCCGCAGCGUCCUCCUUUCAAUCUUCUUCAUUCUCUUUAUAACAACAUUAACCUCUCACGCUUCAGCCCAAUCAAUCAUAAAACUCCCAACUCACAAAACCCAAAUUACCGCUGACCGCAAAAUCCGGGUGGACGACGGAUUGUAUUGCGACAGCUGGAGAUUCUCCGUGGAGACAAACGAUGCAGGAAUUUGGGCGUACGUUCCCUCCAGAUGCGCAAAAUAUGUCCAAGAUUAUAUGACUGGCGAGCGUUAUUUGUCCGACUCUGAGGUCGUUUCUGCUUACGCUCUCAACUAUGCUAAGAAUCUCAGUGUGCGGGGCGACGGAAAAGACGCUUGGGUUUUCGAUAUCGAUGAGACCUUGCUCUCCAACUUGCCUUACUAUGAGGCCAGUGGAUUCGGAUCAAAACCUUUUAAUGAAGAAUCUUUUGAUGAGUGGGUGGAUCUGGCUGAGGCUCCUGCCUUACCAGCAAGUUUGAGUUUUUACAAGGAGCUCAAACAACUGGGAUUUACAAUAUUUCUGAUAACUGGGAGGAGUGAAAAUCAAAGAAAUGUGACCGAAAAAAAUCUUCUAUAUGCUGAAUACAGUGAUUGGAAAAGGCUUUACUUGAGAGGAUUCUCAGAUCAAGGCAAACCAGCAGAUCUUUAUAAAUCUGAGAAGAGAUCAGAGUUGGUGAAGGAAGGUUACAACAUUCAUGGGAGCUCCGGAGAUCAGUGGAGCGACUUAGUGGGUUUUGCUGUGGCUGAAAGGUCCUUCAAACUCCCAAAUCCAAUGUAUUACAUUCCUUAAAUAAAAUAUAACCUGAAGGUAUUGUUCAUACAAUCCUAUUGUAAUGUUAUUUUGCUCUAUGCAAUUGGAUGAACAUGUUUGAUUGCUUCAUAAUAAUAAGAUAUCACUGAUAUAAGAGACCA